This is a messenger RNA of Ceratotherium simum simum (southern white rhinoceros), 2213 nucleotides long. RefSeq names its product hyaluronan binding protein 2 (gene HABP2). The record is from RefSeq and is a predicted model, not a curated record. Gene Ontology annotation, molecular function: serine-type endopeptidase activity. Gene Ontology annotation, biological process: proteolysis. NCBI's taxonomy places the organism in Eukaryota, Metazoa, Chordata, Mammalia, Perissodactyla, Rhinocerotidae.
CUGACAUUUUUCCCCCCUAAAGGCAUAGACAACAAAAGAAAUUGUAUUUAGAGCAAAACAAGAGUCCUCAAACUGCAAAGAUGUUUGCUAGAAUGUCUGAUCUCCAUGUUCUGCUGUUAAUGGUUCUGGCGGGAAAGACAGCCUUUGCGUUCUCCCUGAUGUCCUUACUCACAGACCGGGACCCAGAUUGGACUCCCGACCUCUAUGAAGAAAGCUAUGAGAGUUAUGACCAGGAAGAGGCCACCAGUGGCGCUCUUGCCCAGCCUGAGAAUCCUGAGUGGUACUACACAGAGGAUGAUCCAUGCCUGUCCAACCCUUGUGACCAUGGGGGGGACUGCCUCGUCAGCGGGGACACUUUCACAUGCCGCUGCCCGGCCCCUUUCUCUGGAAACCGAUGUCGGAACGUGCAAAACAGGUGCAAGAACAACUCCUGUGGCCGGGGUGAAUGUCUCAUUACUCAGAGACCUCCCUACUACCGCUGUGCCUGUAGACACCCUUACACGGGUCCAGACUGCUCCACAGUGGUUCCUGUGUGCAAGCCAAAUCCCUGCCAAAAUGGCGGCACCUGCUCCCGGCAUAGGCGGAGAUCCAAGUUUAUCUGUACUUGUCCCCAUCAGUUCAAGGGGAGACUCUGUGAAAUAGGUUCUGAUGACUGCUAUGUUGGUGAUGGCUACUCUUACCGAGGGAAAGUGAGUAGGACAGUCAACCAGCACUCAUGCCUUUACUGGAACUCCCACCUCCUCUUGCAGGAGAAUUACAACACUUUUAUGGAGAAUGCUGAGGUCCAUGGGAUUGCAGAGCACAACUUCUGCAGAAACCCAGAUGGAGACAAAAAGCCCUGGUGUUUCAUUAAAGUAAACCAUGCAAAGGUGAAAUGGGAGUACUGUGAUGUAACAGCCUGCUCAGCCCUAGACAUUGCUGGCCCAGAGGAAAGCCCCACAGAGCCCCUGACCAACUUCCCACAGCUUGGCAUGUGUGGGAGGACCGAGACAGCAAAGAGGAAUGUCAAGAGGAUCUACGGAGGCUUUAAGAGCACGGCGGGCAAGCACCCAUGGCAGGCAUCCCUGCAGACCUCGUUGCCACUGACUGUCUCCAUGCCCCAGGGCCACUUCUGUGGCGGGGCGCUGAUCCACCCCUGCUGGGUUCUCACUGCCGCGCACUGCACCGACAUAAAAGCCAGGCACCUAAAAGUGGUGCUAGGGGACCAGGACCUGAAGAAGAGAGAAUUCCAUGAGCAGAGCUUUGACGUGGAGAAGAUACUCAAGUACAGCCACUAUAAUGAAAGAGAUGAGAUUCCCUACAAUGAUAUUGCUUUGCUCAAGCUAAAGCCAGUGGAUGGUCACUGUGCCCUGGAAUCCAAAUACGUGAAGACUGUAUGUUUGCCUGAUGAUCCCUUUCCUUCUGGGACUGAGUGUCACAUCUCUGGCUGGGGUGUUACAGAAACAGGGGAAGGGUCCCGCCAGCUCCUGGAUGCCAAAGUCAAGCUGAUCACCAACACUUUGUGCAACUCCCGCCAACUCUACAACCACAUGAUCGAUGACACCAUGAUUUGUGCCGGAAACCUGCAUAAGCCGGGGCAAGACUCCUGCCAGGGUGACUCUGGAGGCCCUUUGACCUGUGAGAAGAAUGGUACCUACUACGUCUACGGGAUAGUGAGCUGGGGCCUGGAAUGCGGGAAGAAGCCAGGGGUCUACACUCAAGUUACCAAAUUCCUGAAUUGGAUCAAAGCCACCAUCCAAAGGGAGGCUAGCUUCUAAGGCAUCUUCCGAAACUCAGAGCCCACGCUCCAUAGCACCCAGACAAGGCGAGGCCUCGUGGGCAGCAAUGGACACCCUUGGAGCCUCCAGGAGGACAUGCAGUGGAUUGUCCAUGCUCUAAGCAGAGAAAACAGCUGCCCAGCCCGGGGCGUCCUGGACCAGCAUUUCCACCAUUUCAUCAGCCUCCCUCCUGGGUAACCCAAGAAAUGAUAGAAUCAACCCGACAUAUAUUAUGUUUGCUUCCCUCCAAACAAUUGUACCUUCUAGAAAAAUCAGUGUUCAGAGACUGCCCUCACUUCGGACAUUUGUAAAUGCAGAAUUUCAGAACUCUCCACAUCGGUGGGAAACACUUUACAUCUUUAUUCCUCAUCCCGGACACUCAAGGUACGCAACAGAACCGGCCAUCUACUUCUAGGCAUUAGAUAGAGGACCAAAAAUACAACAUUCUCCAUCCGC